AACCCGUAAAAUCCUGGCAUUGGUUCGGACUUGGGACGGAGAGAGAGGUCGUCUUUGCCUAAACCCCUUUGUCUAUCUCUCUCUAGAUUUUCUCUCUCUAACCUAACCCCCUCUCACUCAUUGCGAUCUCUGCGACUACGGGACUAUCAUUGUUCGAUCUCUGCAUCUCCUUGACGGGCUUGUUCCAUUUCCAUGGACGAAGCUCGUUUUUCCAGGCUAUGCUUUCCUGCAACUCUGGGAAUCUACAUCUUGUGACUUAACUUCCUCUGGGUCUGUUGAAUUCAGUCUUGGAGGAGGAUAUUAUGCGUAGCUGGUUCAUUCAGUUGCUGUGUUGAAGGUGUCAUUUUGGUGGGAGGGUCAGGUUGUUGAUCUGUUUAUGUGGUAAUACAGUUGUAUUUAAGCUGAAAACCUGUAAAAAUGACCGGGGGCAGGAUAAGGGCGAAAUUUCGCCAGAGCAGUUUGUACACAUUUGGAUGUGUUUGGCGGUCUCCUGCUGCUGAAGCGGAGGGGCCGAAUCAGUUCCGAGGCCCUGGAUUUUCACGAAUGGUGCACUGCAACCAACCUCGCCUCCACCAAAAGAAACCUCUUAAAUACUGCACAAAUUAUAUAUCUACCACAAAAUACAAUUUCAUCACAUUCUUACCCAAGGCCAUUUUCGAGCAAUUUCGUCGUGUUGCCAACUUAUACUUCCUCCUGGCUGCAAUUCUAUCACUCACAGCCAUUGCACCAUUCUCAGCUGUGAGUAUGAUUGCUCCUCUGGCCUUUGUGGUUGGGCUUAGUAUGGCAAAGGAAGCUUUGGAAGAUUGGCGUAGAUUUAUUCAGGAUAUGAAGGUUAAUAUGCGGAAGGGUAGAGUUCAUAGAGGCAAUGGUGUAUUUGGCCAUAAGCCGUGGAUGAAGAUGCGGGUUGGAGAUGUGGUGAAAGUGGAAAAAGAUCAAUUUUUUCCUGCAGAUUUACUUAUUUUGUCAUCAAGUUAUGAAGAUGGGAUUUGUUAUGUGGAGACUAUGAACUUAGAUGGAGAAACAAACUUGAAGGUGAAGAGAGCUUUGGAGGUAACCUUAGCCUUCGAUGAUGAUACAACUUUCAAGGAUUUCAAGGGAACUAUUACAUGCGAAGAUCCCAACUCGAACCUUUACACCUUUGUGGGUAAUCUUGAAUAUGAUCGACAGGUUUAUCCCCUUGAUCCAGGUCAGAUUCUCCUGAGAGAUUCAAAGCUUAGGAAUACAUCUUAUGUAUAUGGAGUGGUGGUAUUCACGGGUCAUGAUAGCAAAGUCAUGCAGAACUCAACAAAGUCUCCUUCAAAAAGAAGCAGAAUCGAAAAGCAGAUGGACAAAAUUAUUUACGUUCUUUUCACACUCCUUGUGUUGAUCUCAUUGAUCAGCUCCACAGGCUUUGCUGUGAAAUCGAAGUUCCAGAUACCAAAAUGGUGGUACUUGAAACCCGAUAAUCCUUCACCAGUUUUCAAUCCCAAUAAAUCCUCCUUGACUGGCUUCUUCCAUUUUAUCACUGCUCUUAUCCUCUAUGGAUAUUUAAUACCAAUUUCGCUCUAUGUUUCAAUAGAGGUUGUGAAGGUCCUACAAGCAAUGUUCAUUAACAAGGACAUACAUAUGUAUGAUGAAGAGACCGGUACUCCUGCACAAGCGCGGACGUCAAAUUUAAAUGAGGAGUUAGGCCAGGUUGACACAAUCCUCUCCGAUAAAACUGGCACUUUGACAUGCAAUCAAAUGGACUUCCUAAAGUGUUCCAUUGCCGGAACUGCAUAUGGCAUGCGUUCUAGUGAAGUUGAAGUUGCUGCUGCAACGCAGAUGGCUAUCGAUCUCAAUGAGCAGGACUCCGAGAUCUCAAGCAAUCCCAUCCAUAAAAAUGGUGCGCAUGGUUUAUCGGAAAAGAGAGGAAGUGGAUUCAGGGAAUCAGAAAUUGAAUUGCAGACCGUCAUUACUACUAAAGAUGAAAAGGUUCAGAAACCUAUGAUUAAGGGGUUCAGCUUUGAGGACAGCCGUCUCAUGAAUGGAAAUUGGUCAAAAGAGCCCAAUGCAGAUCUCAUUUUGUUAUUUUUUCAGACACUUGCACUUUGUCAAACUGCAAUUCCAGAGCUAAAUGAGGAGACUGGAAUCUUUAACUAUGAAGCUGAGUCACCAGAUGAAGGAGCUUUUCUUGUUGCGGCAAGAGAAUUUGGCUUUGAGUUUUGUAAAAGAACUCAAUCAAGCAUAUUUAUUCGUGAAAGAUACCCUUCUUCUGGAAAGCCAACUGAAAGGGAGUUCAAAAUCCUCAAUGUGUUGGAUUUCACUAGCAAAAGGAAGCGAAUGUCUGUCAUUGUACGGGACAAUGAAGGAAAGAUUCUUCUCUUGUGCAAGGGUGCAGACAGCAUUAUCUUUGAUCGUUUGUCAAAGAAUGGAAGAAUGUUUCAGGAAGCUACCACUAAGCAUCUGAAUGAAUAUGGGGAAGUUGGCUUGCGUACUUUGGCACUGGCUUAUAGAAAACUCGAAGAGGCCGAGUAUUCUGCUUGGAACAGUGAGUUUAUUAAAGCAAAGACUUCCAUUGGUGGUGAUAGGGAGGCAAUGCUUGAACGGGUAUCUGAUAUGAUGGAAAGGGAUUUGAUUCUUGUUGGUGCAACAGCUGUGGAGGACAAACUGCAGAAAGGGGUGCCUGAGUGCAUAGAUAAAUUGGCACAAGCUGGUCUCAAGCUCUGGGUUCUGACUGGAGAUAAGAUGGAAACUGCAAUCAAUAUAGGAUUUGCAUGCAGUCUGCUUCGACAGGGGAUGAAACAGAUUUGUAUAUCCACUAUGAACACAGAAAUGUUAUCCCAAGAUACCAAAGAGGCUGUGAAGGAGAACAUUUUGAUGCAAAUAACCAAUGCCUCCCAAAUGAUCAAGCUGGAAAAGGAUCCUCAUGCUGCAUUUGCCUUGAUUAUUGAUGGGAAAACUCUUACUUAUGCUUUAGAGGAUGAUAUGAAACAUCAAUUCCUAAAAUUAGCAGUUGAUUGUGCAUCUGUCAUUUGCUGCCGUGUCUCUCCUAAGCAGAAGGCCCUGGUAACAAGAUUGGUAAAGGAAGGAACUGGAAAAACCACCUUAGCAAUUGGUGAUGGUGCAAAUGAUGUUGGAAUGAUUCAAGAAGCAGACAUUGGUGUUGGCAUCAGCGGGGUGGAAGGCAUGCAGGCUGUGAUGGCUAGUGACUUUGCUAUUGCACAGUUCCGGUUUCUGGAGCGACUUUUGGUUGUCCACGGACACUGGUGCUACAAGAGAAUUGCUCAGAUGAUUUGCUAUUUCUUCUACAAGAACAUAGCUUUUGGCCUCACACUUUUCUACUUUGAAGCAUUCACUGCCUUUUCUGGGCAAUCUGUUUAUGACGAUUGGUACAUGCUGUUGUUCAAUGUCAUUCUUACCUCAUUGCCUGUCAUUUCGCUUGGAGUUUUUGAACAAGAUGUUUCUUCUGAGGUCUGCUUGCAGUUCCCCGCACUGUAUCAGCAAGGACCAAAAAACUUGUUCUUUGACUGGUAUAGGAUUUUUGGGUGGAUGGGAAAUGGUCUAUAUUCAUCUCUCAUCAUUUUCUUCCUUAACAUUAUCAUUUUUUAUGACCAAGCCUUCGAUGUUGGAGGACAGACUGCUGAUAUGGCUAUAAUGGGUAGCACGAUGUUCACUUGCAUCAUCUGGGCUGUCAACUGCCAAAUUGCUCUCACAAUGAGUCAUUUCACAUGGAUUCAACACCUCUUUGUUUGGGGCAGCAUUGCCACUUGGUACCUCUUUCUUUUACUGUAUGGCAUGAUGCCUCCAUACUAUUCUGGGAACGCAUACCAAAUCCUCGUAGAAGCUCUUGGUCCUGCCCCAAUGUACUGGUUUACCACCAUCUUAGUGACAAUUGCUUGUAAUCUCCCCUACCUGGCUCACAUUUCUUUUCAAAGAUUAUUCAAUCCAUUGGAUCAUCAUAUCAUACAAGAAAUCAAGUAUUACAAGAAAGACGUUGAGGAUCGACACAUGUGGACAAGAGAAACGUCCAAAGCAAGACAAGAGACCAAGAUUGGGUUCACAGCAAGGGUGGAUGCAAAGAUCAGGCAGUUGAGAGGGAAGCUGCAUAAGAAGUAUGCGUCUAUGAGUCCGUCUCGUAUAGCCACUUCUUUGAGUCCGUCUCGUAUAACUUCCACAACUUGACAGCGUUCUUGUUUUUCUUUUUUUCUUUUUUUUUUGUUUACCUUUUUAGGGUUUUGGCGAUUUUCAGUUCUAUUUUGUGCCUCUUUUCAAUUCAUUUCUUCAUAAUUUUUUAUCCAGGUUAGCCAGUCGUGAGGUCCCAUUUGUUACAUUAGAGCAUUUGAAGCCGUUGUAUGUACAAUAUUCAAAAGUUUCCAGUAUAGCUUGUGAAAAAAGUCAAUAUCUAUCUGCUUUUGUCCUCUUCCCUGUAUCUUUGUGUAUAUUUUGUACCAAUAUCAAAUAGAAACAUUUUUUUGUGUCCGCAAAGCAGGAAUAGCUUUGUCGUCUUCUUUCUA
Molecule: messenger RNA, 4475 nt
Organism: Cornus florida
Lineage: Eukaryota; Viridiplantae; Streptophyta; Magnoliopsida; Cornales; Cornaceae
Product: probable phospholipid-transporting ATPase 4
Exons: 11
Coding region: 418-4143 (1241 amino acids)
Biological process (GO): phospholipid translocation
Cellular component (GO): plasma membrane
Molecular function (GO): ATPase-coupled intramembrane lipid carrier activity; ATP hydrolysis activity; ATP binding
Source: RefSeq, a predicted model, not a curated record